Messenger RNA from Gadus macrocephalus (Pacific cod), 3439 nucleotides. RefSeq names its product mannosidase, alpha, class 2B, member 2 (gene man2b2). The transcript has 19 exons. The record is from RefSeq and is a predicted model, not a curated record. Bases 118 to 3228 code for a protein of 1036 amino acids. Gene Ontology annotation, biological process: mannose metabolic process. Gene Ontology annotation, molecular function: alpha-mannosidase activity; carbohydrate binding. Lineage: Eukaryota; Metazoa; Chordata; Actinopteri; Gadiformes; Gadidae. Gene Ontology annotation, cellular component: lysosome.
AGUAGUAUUUUAGCGCUAAAGCGCCGCAGUGGUUUGACACAUCUGACGUUCCGUCCUGGGGGGAGUUGGUCACGUGACAAUCACAAACCGGACCCAGACCAUAACAAGGAAGUGUGUAUGUUUCUACUGACGUGUGGACUUCAUGUAAAGAUGAAGGGUUUAGCCUUCCUAACAGCGUUCCUCUUGUGCUCCUGUGCGGCUCAAGACGAGCCGAUCAGGGCUUUCGUGGUCCCCCACAGCCACAUGGACGUGGGGUGGGUGUACACCGUCCAGGAGAGCAUGCACGCCUACGCGGCCAACGUGUACAGCAGUGUGACUGAGGAGCUUUCCAGAGACGCGCGGCGGCGCUUCAUCGCGGUGGAGCAGGAGUUCUUCAGACUGUGGUGGGAGACGGCCGCCACAGACACUCACCAGAGACAGGUACGACAGCUGGUGAAGGAGGGCCGUCUGGAGUUCGUUCUGGGGGGUCAGGUGAUGCAUGACGAGGCCGUCACCGACCUUGACGACCAGAUCUUGCAGUUGACCGAGGGCCAUGGUUUCCUGUACGAGACGUUCGGCGUGCGCCCCCGGUUCUCCUGGCACGUCGACCCCUUCGGCGCCUCGGCGACCACGCCCGUGCUCUUCGCCCUCGCCGGGUUCCACGCCCAUCUCAUCUCUCGCGUCGACUACGACCUCAAGGACAGCCUGCAGAGGGACAAGAGGUUGCAGUUUGUGUGGCGGGGGUCUCCGUCCCUGAGAGACCAGCAGCAGGAGAUCUUCACCCACGUCAUGGACCAGUUCAGCUACUGCUCCCCCUCACACCUGGCCUUCUCCAACAGCUCUGGGUUCUACUGGAACGGCGUGGUCGUGUUCCCCGACCCGCCCGCAGACGGCGUCUACCCCAACAUGAGCCUGCCCGUUACCGAGGCGACGGUGCAGGCCUACGCCCAGACGAUGGUGGACAACAUCAAGCUGAGAGGGGCGUGGUUCCGGACCGACCACGUGCUCUGGCCCUGGGGCUGUGACAAACAGUUCUACAACGCCUCGGUCCAGUUCAGCAACAUGGACCCCCUGAUGGACUACAUCAACCACCACUCCCAGGAGCUCGGAGUGACCGUCCAGUACGCCACUCUCAGAGAGUACUUCCACGCCGUCCACCAAUCAGGGCUCUCCUGGGACGUCAGGGGGAAUGAAGACUUCCUGCCUUAUUCCACUGAGCCGAACCAGGCCUGGACGGGCUUCUACGCCUCCCGGAACGCUCUGAAAGGCCUGGCGCGUGGAGCUAGCUCGCUGCUGCGCGCCGCGGAGGCCCUCUUCGCGCGCUACAGGGUUAGCCUCCCCGACGGUCCCGUGGCUAGCGACUGGGCGCUGGCCAGGCUCCGGGCUCUGCGCUGGGCCGUGUCCGAGGUCCAGCACCACGACGGCAUCACGGGCACCGAGGCCCCGCGGGUGGAGCAGAUGUACCAGCAGCACCUCCACCAGGCCGCCAGGGGGGUGGAGGAGGUGGUGGCCGCCCUCCUCCCGCUGCCCCACCGCGGGCCCGGCCCGGCCCCCCACCGCCAGGAGAGAGGCCCUAACGAGGCGACGGAGCAGCACGUCAUCGUCUACAACCCGCUAGCGUGGAACAUCACCACCGUCGUCAACGUCACGGUAACCUUCCCCAUGGCGACGGUCUUCGACGACGAAGGACGGCCCGUGGCUGCACAGAUCCAGAGGUCGGCACAGCCCGCCCUGACCUACGACCUCUUCGUGGUCGUCACCCUGGGGGGUCUGCAGCACAGGAAGUACCUCCUCAGGCUGUCCCGGACGCCGUGUGGCGCCGGCUCCAGCUGCGGAGCCACCUACGCCCCCGCGGGGGUACGGUUGGAGGCCCGGGGCCCGGGGCCCGCACAGGAAACAGGACGGAGGCUGCUUCCUGUUCUGAACGACUGCCACACGCUGAUGUUUGACCAGGACACCAACCUGCUGCACAGCAUCACAGACCGGCUGGGGAACCGAACGGUCCUGCUGAGCCAGGAGUUCUGGGAGUACCGCGCCAACGGGGACGUCGGCGCCGGGCCCAUCUCUGAUAACUACGUCUUCACGGCCGUGGGCCCCGCGGUCAGGGCCCACCGGGCGGUCCGCAUGGAGAUCCUACCUGGCAGGGUGGUGACGGAGGUCCGACAGACCUUCUACAGAGAGGAAGGCGACGCAGACUCCGCCUUCUCCAUCACCACCCGCGUCCCGGCGUCCUUUGCGGGCGGGCCCCCGUGCGGCGUGCUGGAGCAGCGGUACUCCCUGGGGCCUCUGGAGCUCAACACGGAGGUGGUGCUGAGGACGGCCGCGGCCCUGCGCACCAACCGGACCCUGGUCACCGACGGCAACGGGUACCAGAUGAUGAGGAGGGAGCACCGCGACUUCCCCAACAACACCGUGGCGCGGAACUUCUACCCCAUGGUGCGGGCGGCCUACAUCGAGGACGACCGCAGCAGACUGGUCCUGCUCAGCGAGAGAGCUCACGGAGUCUCCAGCCAGGCCAGCGGUCAGCUGGAGGUGAUGCUCCACCGGCGGCUGUGGAACAACCUCCCGUGGAACCGGGGCUACAACCUGACGCUGAACGACAGCUCGCUGGUCCAGCCCGUCCUCUGGCUCGCCCUGAGCUCCCUCGCUGCCAGUCCCCGCCUCCACCAGCGGGGGGCGGUAGAGCUGCAGAACCGGCCUCUGGUCGUGGCCAUCAACCAGCCACAGAAAAGAGGGGAGAGCCAGUCCAAUGAACCCCCUAAAGCCGAGAGGCCCCGGUCUGGGCGGGGGGAGGCGUCCGGGGGGGGGGUUCCGGUGCGACCGGUGGUCCUCCCCCCAAACCUUCACCUGCUGAGCCUCAGCAUCCCCGGGUGGAACUACAGCUCCCAGCAUGCCCGUCACCUCCUCCACCUGGACUCAGGUCCAGGUCUCCGGCCCCAGCCGGACUACGAGCGCGUCCUAAUGAGGAUCAUGCAUCUGUUUGAGGAGGGAGAGGACCCCGAGUUCUCCAAGCCCGUCUCCGUGGACCUAAAGGAGGUCCUGCUGGGGGUGGGGGAGGUGCGGGCCGUGGAGGAGCGCUCCCUGACCGGGACCUGGGACGUCCAGGAGCUGGACCGCUGGACCUGGAACACACACCCUGGAUCAGCGGACGAGGGGCCGUGCGGACCCCCGCUGGAGGGGUUCAACGUGACCAUCGCCCCCAAGCAGAUCAGAACCUUCUUCGUUCACUUCAGGACCUCCGGCCUGUAGGCUCUGGGGCUCACCUGGUCUCCACACCUGGUCUCCACACCUGGUCUCCACACCUGGUCUCCACACCUGGUCUCCUCACCUGGUCUCCUCACCUGGUCUCCUCACCUGGUCUCCACACCUGGUCUCCACACCUGGUCUCCUCACCUGGUCUCCACACCUGGUCUCUACACCUGGUCUCCACACCUGGUUUCCUCACCUGGUCUACACCUGG